Messenger RNA from Polistes canadensis, 6210 nucleotides. RefSeq names its product zinc finger protein 346. Gene Ontology annotation, molecular function: nucleic acid binding; zinc ion binding. The transcript has 8 exons. NCBI's taxonomy places the organism in Eukaryota, Metazoa, Arthropoda, Insecta, Hymenoptera, Vespidae. The record is from RefSeq and is a predicted model, not a curated record. The coding region runs from base 239 to 1624 and encodes 461 amino acids.
GUCAGUGUGUCAAACUACGGACUCUUAGUGAUACGUAAUUCCCUCCAAAAGCUCAUUGUGUAAUAUGAGACGGAUUUGAAAAGUGUGUGUUUAUGAAAUUUCAUAUAUUUCAAAUAUAAGAAAACAAAAUCUUAUCGACGCGAUAUAUAAUGAUAAUAUAAGUAUGUGUGUAAACGCAGAAUAGCCCUGUCAAGUUUGCUUCGACAAAAAUAGAAAUCACAUUAUCGAGCCUUGAAAAAUGUCUAACGCGAAGAUAAUAAAGAAUCCAGAAGUACCGGGAUUAGAAUGCUUCUUACCACCACCUCCGCCACCUCCACCUCCCACAACUUCAUCGACGAACGGUGUGUUGACGACUAGCGGUACACAAAAUCAACAACAGCAUGAACAACAAAAAUCGACUGUAGAAACAACGACAACGAAAACGACGACAACGACGUUAACAACGAUUACAACGGAAACGAUAACGAGCUCAACAACGGUAAAUCCGAACACGAUACAAACGACUCUUCCAAAUUUAGCGGUACCAACUCCGUACAUCCUGCACCCUACGAUGCAACCGCAAACACCGACGCAACCAGCUAUACCAUGGUGGAUUUCUACGGAGGCGGAUACCUCGGCAGACAUGUAUGCGCAAUGGUACAAUGAUACAUCGUACAAAACUGCACCAACUGCAAAUACUGUCGUCCAAGUAUCAGCGGUUCAGCAGUCGUCGAAACCGAAGAACAAAUAUUAUAAGCGUAAGAACGAGUUCAUCGAUCCUGCCCAAGAUGCAGAGAAAGUUGCCAGCGCCCAAAGGGAGUUGUCGGCGCUGAUGAAGCCGCUAAAGUGCGAUCUCUGUAACGCGGUGAUGAAUUCCACCCUGCAAGCAAAAUUGCAUUACGACGGUAAGCCACAUCAAAAGAAAGUAACCAUGUUUUUGAAUCAAAGCGUGAAGAAACAGAAAACGGAAGAUGGCCAAGUCAGUAGUACUACCGAUUGGCAAAAUCGGUGCGACAUCUGCAAGACGUGGUUCUCAUCGCAAAUCGAAGCGUCUCAACAUUACUCUGGGAAGAAACAUAUAAGAGUAGCUCAUGGGGGUCUUCGCUCGAGGCCGAAAAAGUCACAGAAUCAAAAUCAGUACAACCAAAUAGAUUCGACCGGUCGAUACGGCAUAGGCAUGGCUUUCCAACAAGACGUGCAAGUGCCAGGAACAUCCGCCGUGGUAUCUGAUGGUAGUAACAUCAUGGUGUCACCGCAAGGAACCCCGACUCCCAUUUACACACCCCCAGCAUAUCCCACCCCACUUCGUUGCGAUCUCUGCGGUGUCUCCGCGAAUCGCCAGGAUCAACUAGAAACACACAAACGUGGCGCCAGGCACAUGAGAAUGCUCAAACUAAAUGGAUUACCCAUUCCUGAACUACUUUCUGAAAGUGAAAACGCUUCGAGUUCGUCAGGUCCUAUAGAUUAUUCCAUUUAUAGAACACCCUCGGGCCAAUAUUAUUGCGCCCCAUGUAAUCUGUCGCUGAAUUCAGAGAGCACGUUCGCUCAGCACGUCGAAAGUAAGAAACAUAAAAAUCAAUCUAAUCCCAAGUCACCGUUGAACGCAGCAGUAAUAUCGAAGAAAGCAAGAUUCAAGAAGAAAUAAAUGAAAGAGCAGAACGAACGUCUAUAUCAUAUAUUUUCGUUCAAGUUUGAUUUUUAUUCAACAGAUUAUCGACAAUCGUUAUGUCGAAUAAGUUACACGCGUUAUCGAUCUUCAUUUUAACGUUUAACGGAGACGGAUUUAAUAAUAAUAAAUUUGUGACGUCUUGCCCAUAAAAUAAUAUGCGUAAGAAUUACGUUUAAAAAAAUGCGCGAGAAAACUUAACGCGAGCGUUUUUUUUUUUCAUUUUAAAUGAAAUAUACUCGCGGUGGAAUGUUCGUAUCGGCCGUUAUAUCGUCACAUCAGCAGAUAUUAAGAAUUAAAGUUAAGACCGUGAUUCGCGGCGUCGUCUGGGCCGAUGAUGAGAAACAUAAGCAUGUUAAAAGCUGGGGCCAUAUUUUAAAUGAAAUACCGAUUAACUUUAAAUUAAAUUUGCGAUAACUCGAGCGGUUACUUAGCGAAGCCGAGGACGGAGUUCGUUACAAUUUAUCUCGUAAACGAUCAUAAUCGUUCAUCAUAUUUAUUCAAUUAAGAAACUAUUAACGCUCGUUUGAAAUCAAGUAAGUAUUCUCGUUCCUGUCUGCCUAGACGUGGAGGAUUCGCGAGAUCGAAUGUUCGUCGUCAUCGUCGUAAGCUGUUCGUCACGUUACGCGUCGCGUUCUCCCAAGCCUCCCCGUGUCAUGGCCUAUACGUGAAAUUUAUGCUUCGCUUGUUCCUCGACCUUCCGUAGAAUUUAUGACCAAGAGCGAACGAGCCUAACAUCGAACCCUCUCGGGUCUAUUAAUUACCUGCUAAGGCAACGUGUAUGACUUAUCAACCGUUUACCAGUAUCUUUUUUACCUUCACCUUGGUACGACAAAUAUAUGAUCGAAAGACCGGUAAACGUAUAUAGAGAAUAUUACUGUGUCAGACACGACGAAUCAGAACUAAAUUUACGAGCAAGUAAAUUUACGACGGAUAAAAAGCUCGACUCUCGCGAUUCCUGGAUACGUUCGGAGCAUGACGAUAAAGACCAACGAUCAUCCUCCAAAUUAUCUCCAAAGUCAUUUUUCUUCUUUUUUUCAUCUUCAUUUUAUUUGUUUAUUUUUUUCUAUCCAUGUUGCUCGAUACACAACCGUCUCUAUUUUUCUAAGCGAAUUCAAAAGAAUUCUCUUGGCAAUUUGGCGAGGCAAAGGGUUAUUUUCUUUUCGAGCCCAUUUGUUUUUUGUUUUUCCGCUUUUGGUUCUUUUGCUCGUCCUUUCAGCGACUUAAAAAGGAAAACACAAAAGAAAGAAACAGAGAGAGAGAGAGAGAGAGAGAGAGAGAGAGAGAGAAAGAAAGAUUAGGAUCGUUCUCGCACGGACUUGUAGAUCGCUGCUUUAUACCUGCGCUUCGGAUUUUUAUGACCUCCCUGGUUCCACGUUUAGCGUGUAUUCUUUUUUUUUAUUUCCUUCUACAGCUUCCCACUCUAUCUUCUCUUUUUCUCUCUGCUUGUUUGUUCACGACAUCUACCAAAAUCCCUUUUUCCAUCUUCUCGUCUACCGCGUAGCUGAAUCCAGGGGUGCCACUCUUCUUCCACGUUUUGUUUUCUGACCCGAUGCUUUAUUAAACCUAAAAAAUAAGAGACAACGCGUUACGUUACAUUGUAGUUUGAAGAUUUAAGAGAACUCCUCUUAAAAGAGGAUUGAAAGAAAUAUAAAAAAAAAAAGGAUAAGAAGACAUAAAGAAGAAAAGAAAGAUAUCCUCGAGAGAAAGUUGUCUUUUUGUAUUCCAGUCACCAAUACCAAUAUCACAAACACCAUCGUCUCCUAGCAGCAAUCUUCGAGCGUAAAUUAGUAUGGAAUACAUAAAAUUCUGGUGGAUAUAUUUAAAGGAUAGGUUACGUCGUGUACAUGAUCGACGGACAACGGAGCUGGUAAGAUGGAAAACAUGCGAAUAAAUGUAAAAUGUUUUAUGAUGCAUUCUAUUUUAUUUUAAUGCUUUUUCUCGUGCGAAACAGAAAGAGAAAGAGAGAAGAUAUUAAUUAAAGACCGAGAUCGUCUACAUUUACGUGAUGUAGUUGCGUACUCGUAUACGUUUACGAGGAUGAUGUUAAUCCGGGAACUUUUAGAAUAAGAGAAAGAGAGAGAGAGAGAGGGAGAGGGAGACAGAUAUAUCUACAAAAAAGGUCGCUCUCAAUCUGUCACGCAACAGAUAGUAAUGCGCGUAAAAAGCCAUUAAUCGGAGCGGCUUACGGGCAAGGUUCCCUUCGAAUAUCGGUGGGGAAUUCGUCGUCAAUGACUGGAGAGAAUUUCUCAAGAGGAAGAUGAGUAGGAGGAUGGUAAAGAGUUUGAGGAGACUGUUAGUCGACUCGUUUCCACCUGCGAGAAGACGAUGCCGUGACGAAAAAAUCAAUCGAUCGAUUCCUUCCACCCCACCCCACCCCACCCCCUCUCUUUCUCUUUCUAUUCUACAAUGAUGAUGAACCCAUAUCGAAGGUUUCUCUUCACGAAUUCUCACCAAAAUUACAAUGAGCAUUUUGAAGUUUGUAAGUCAAAAAAAGAUCAUCGUAAAAAUCCUCUUUCGUGGUAUUUAUUAUUUAUCGAAUGAUAUUAAUAAAAUCUUGAUCACGAUUGAAGCAUGUGUUAGCGUAAAUAUCCGAAAAUAUCUAAAAAUAUCUUAUGGGUUUAUAAUUUUUGCCAAAAUGAAAAUUACUAAAUUAUGGUAUCCGUAUUGUGUUUAAAUAAUUUUGUCAUUUUAAGGUUUAUUAGGUUUCUACAUAAUUUGGCUCAAUUAUACAAUUCAAGAAAUAGUAAUUAUUUAAAUUGAAGAAAAAAUCAAAGUGGAGAUUAGACAAUUGUAUUGUUUAUUUUUCUAAUUUAAUAUCCGAGUAAUAUUUUAACGGUAUUUAUUAUUUAUGCAAUUUGAGAAAUCAGUGAUAAUUUAAUGAAGAAUAUUAGAAAGAGCAAACCUUUUAAUGGGGAUUCGUAUUCGACUAGGCAUAUAAAACAAAACUGUCAAUGAGAAAAAAGAGAAAAGAAAUAAAGAAAAUGAGAGAUAAAGAGAUCGUAUUGUGGAAUCAAAACGAGCUCGAGCAAAAGUCACUAAAAUAGGUAUACACAGGCUCAAACGAAUCAUUAUGGUUUCGUUUGGUCGCGUUUCGCUUCUAAUUUCGCUAACAAACGACUAACCGAGUUAGCGCGGGAACGGUAUAAACGGGUAUAAAACGGGGGAACGAACAGCGGCAACGGCAGCGGCCUCUUUUGUCUCGUGAAUUCCAUUGUCCGAUGAGAGAGAAAGAUAGUGAUAGAACGGAAAAGACAAAGUUCGUUCGAAAUAUCCGCACAGCGGUUGUUCGUUCAUUUUCUUCUUUUUUGCUUUUUUUAUUUUGUUCUUGUUUUUUUUUUUUCUCAAUACGUCGUCAAACAGAUCUUUCGACAAAUUUGUACAAUUAUUUCUCGAUUAGGAUGAAUCGACUUACCGUGGACGAAAUUAGCUCUUCUAAGCCGGUUGUAUCAAGGAUAACGAGAGAAAGAAAUGGAUGAAUAGAAAGAAAAAGAAAUAGAGAGAAUAUGUAAGCCUUAGUGUUGUGAUGCGAGUCGGCUAAUUGCGGAAGUUUCCUGAACAAUUUCGGUAUUAAUAAAGUUUUUUACGUCUUAUCUUGACAAGAGAAUGAGCAGAGACAAAGGGAGACAAAAAAUAUAUAUAUAUUAUAAGAAAAGAGAAAAAAGAUCUUCUUUUGAUUUUAUCUGAUAUUAUUGCCGUUUUUACGAAGACUUGCAGAAAAAAGCACCAACUAUUUAGUUUUAAACGAUUCUGAGCGUAAAUAUUAUCUUGUACAUACAAGCUUAGAUACACAGCAUACUUAAGCCAUAUAUAAAUACGUGCCUUGCCUUUUUUUUUUUUUUUUAAUCCUUUACUUUCGAUAGAUUUGAAUGAUAUUUUGAAAGUUUUUUUUUUCCUGAGUCUUCAAACAUUAUCCUUAACACGAUUAACUUCAAAGUAAGUGCUGAAAGAUUAUACUUCUAUUUCUUGGUAAACGAUCAAAUAGAAGUGACUAAUAAGAUAAAUACAUAUCUUGCGAAUUUACAAGGCAAUAAGAAAGGUGGCAAUAUGUAUAAAGAUAUAUACAUAUACGUUUUACUUAUAUAGUAUGAAUAAAUCCAAAUGUGUAUUGUACAAAAAAUACUUAUACUCGUAACAACUUCUUUCUCGUAAUCAACGAAACUCUUGUACCUAAUUGUAUAUAUUAAGUGUAAUAAUCAAUUCGGUGCUUUGAUAUUAAAUUCAUUGGAUCAAAAUUGCUAUGGUUUUUUUUUUGUCAAGUUACUCGGUAGUUGCCUGAAAGAUAGAUCAAAAUUAUUGAACACAAUGAAAAUUAAUUUUAAGAAUAAAAAGAUUACUUUAUAAAUAAAUACUAAAUUUGUGUUAAAAAGGCAUCGAAUUAAUUACUACAUUAAAUAAUAUACAUUGAAAGGGUAACAUCACGAGUGUGUUUGUUAUUGGAAUUUUAUUUACUUUGGAGCUCCUCAAAAUCGUAAUCCUUGAAAAUAUGACGCGAUACCUAUGAAUAUAAGACGAUGGAUAUGAAUAUAGUCUAACACAAUAAGAUAAAAAUAUUAAAAAUAAAA